Molecule: messenger RNA, 2424 nt
Organism: Symbiodinium necroappetens
Lineage: Eukaryota; Dinophyceae; Suessiales; Symbiodiniaceae
Source: the annotation of a GenBank genome assembly
AUGCACCGCCGUGCGCAGCAGCAGGGUCGAGACCUUCGUAGGCAGCGUCGCAUCUCUCUGCUGACGGAGGCCGAUCAAGCCAUCCGUCAAGGUCACAGUCGUCUGUUCUAUCAACUCAUUGACAAGCUGGCCCCCAAGGGUCGCUUCCGCAAAUUUCAGAUGAACAAAGGUGGUAACAUUUUAAGUCCCUCGGAGGAGUUAGAAGUCAUGCGUAAACACUUUGUUCAGGUCUUCAACUCGGAUGCUCCGACUGGAUCCUCACAGGUUGCCGCUCCGUCCGUCAGCGAACCAUUCAGAGUUGAAUGUCACGAGCUGCAGGCCUUCCUGGAUAAACUUCCCGCGCGAAAGGCCGGUGCUCCGGCCACAGCACCAGACCUCUUGAACCAACGCUGGUGUGCCUCGCCUUUGUCUCCGCCAGAGCCCUGGGCUAAGGCUUUGCAGGAGGCGGGCAUUACGGGUGCCCCGGCUGAGUUGUUGCUGACGUGGCUGCACAAUUGUUCGUACGAUCUUUAUGUGGAGGGUCGGUGUGCGCACAUCCCAACCACCCGGGGAGUGAAGCAAGGCUGUCCAGCCAGUCCGCUUCUGUUUGCUGCCUUCAUGACGCUGCUCACACGACGCCUAAGCACACGUCUCACGCCAGACUGGGUAGCACAGCACCUCACCAUGUUCGCCGACGAUUUUCAUGUUGGUAAGUGCUUUCAUAGCUUUCACGAGCUGGAAACUCUUAGCGCGCAAAUCGGCUUUAUUAUCACUACCUUGCGCAAGCAUGGCAUGAGUGUUCAUGCAACCAAGGUGGACUAUCUAGGUGCGGUGACCACCUAUGAUUCCUAUGCCACAGCCACUCUUCGCCGUAGGAACCUGACGAUCCAUUUGUUCUUUCGUUUGAGCACCCGUGGAAUCAACAUCUUGCACACUGUGUCUGCGGACCUCCCAUCGAGAUCCUCGACACCGCUACCGACGGCCUCUUUUGAGGAGGCCGGGGCCACCACAGCCAUUGAGGAGGAUCCGCCCCGUGCGCCCUCAUUCACAUCCGCGCUACAACCGCUCCCCACCGAUGCCACAUCGGCUGCUCGGGAUACUCCAUCAUUUGCGACGCUGCCGCCGGCUCCUUUAUCACAUCCCACCCAGAUGCCCUCUGCCACCUCGGUUCUUGCUCACGGACCGAGACCAGAUGUAUCCCCUGCUGCCAGUUCCAUGUUUGCUGAACCACAGUCCUUCAGUCCCUCCACGGCUGUACAGUCUCUGGCUGAGGUCGCGCCGGCCUCUGAAUCGCUCCCUGAGCGAGUCUUGACGAUUUUGAAUGCGGGGGGACUUCCAGCUCUAUUGCGAAAUGUGAUUACCCGAGCAUUGCUCCAUCACUGUGGUAUUUGCGGUCAAUGGAUCGCGUCACCCACUGCACUCAAGAAUCAUUACCGCACGCUGCAUGCAGAUCUCUUUGACAGGCUCGCAGUUGCUUCCUCCACGCCCUUUCCGAGAAUGGCGGUCACGACGGCUCCCACAAGCUCUCCAGAGGCCCAGGAGGUGCUGGUGCAGCUUCAGAGCUGCUUCGGGGGCGUACUUGCCCAGAAGAGGAGCCCGGAGGAGCCGAUGCCAGCAGAGCAGAGAGACAGGUCCCAGAAGACGGGGAGAGGAGCCGUAGCCCUCGGAGGCCAGGGCAAGGGCUUUCAAGGCAAAGGGGGCAGACGCCGUCCGAACGGCCGGGGCAAGGUUCCACCCCCUGCCGACAAUCGAAGCUUCUCGAGUGGAUCCACGGCGGACAACGAGGAUGCAGAACUCCUGCAUCUGUUGGCGAAAGCAGUGGUGCGACACGAAGAUUCGAUAAACAUCCUACGCAGGUCCACUGGAUGGGUGUGGUGGGCCCGCUCAGGAGAGGGUUCGGUGCUUCCGGUGCUCGCCGAGCUGGCACACAAAUGGUCAGAGGCUGCCAGCGGUCAGGAGAUCCAGCCGAAUCGAGUGAGCUUGCGAGUCACCCUUCUCUGGGGCCUUUUGACCUUCCUCAAGGACAAGCUCAGUGGACUCACUCAGGAUCAGGCGGCCUUUGCGGUGAAGAGCUCAUGGGCAGACACGAACGGAGGCUGGAACUAUCAGAAGUGGGAUGCCCACCACCAGAUGCUCAUAGUGGACACAUCAAAACCGCCGCUCAGCACGGCACAGGCUCUGGAGAGCCUGGGGACCCUCCUUCAGGUUAUCAACGGCGAUACCCUGACCCGCUUCACGGCCACCCAGGAGAUCCGUGCGGACACGCAGGGCAAGAUCACCUUCAAUGCGGACAUCAGCCUGCGAGCGCCGGGCUCCGACACCCUGUACCAGGAGUUGGUUCGCCUCCAGGGCUCAGCUCUGUUCCAGAUCAUUGGGGUUCAAUUCAAGCCGGAAGGGUACAAUCGUCCUCCUCUGAUUCGUCGGAUCCAGCAACUGAUUGGGUGA